This is a messenger RNA of Neltuma alba, 3399 nucleotides long. RefSeq names its product transcription initiation factor TFIID subunit 4b. Lineage: Eukaryota; Viridiplantae; Streptophyta; Magnoliopsida; Fabales; Fabaceae. Gene Ontology annotation, cellular component: transcription factor TFIID complex. Gene Ontology annotation, molecular function: protein heterodimerization activity; RNA polymerase II general transcription initiation factor activity; DNA binding. The transcript has 13 exons. Bases 417 to 3098 code for a protein of 893 amino acids. Gene Ontology annotation, biological process: transcription initiation at RNA polymerase II promoter. The record is from RefSeq and is a predicted model, not a curated record.
UUUUGGGUUGAUAUUAUUGGUCAGCUUGUCUGUGAGUCUCUUGUAUGUAAACAAUAGAAAUGGGAAAAACCGAACUUGUUGAUUGAUUUUGAAACAUCAACGUAUCUUUGUUUCUAUUAGCAAGUUCAAUGAGCAUGGCUUGAUUUUUUGGAAAUGCAAUUUGAAAAAUUACAAUUUCAGGAGGUCUUGGAGUAGGAGGUGCCUUAUCAAUAUAUGAAUUUAUUUAUCAACGGUGGCAUUCCUUUUUAUAAUGAACCAUUAGUGGUCUUUCUUUGGAAUUAUUUAUUGCAAAUAUCAUUUUCAGUCUGGAAGGGAGACUUUGUAUUGGCUCAUGAAUGCUAAUAUAUUCUGGACUGUAGUUUGAUAUACCAGCAGAGUGUCAGGAAUCAAGGAAAAGUAUUUUCUGGAAAAUUAUCAUGCUAAUUUGCUUCGUACAUUCUUACUCUCACAUCUCAUAUACUACUAUAAUUGCUACAGCUUUGUCACAAGGAGACAGUAAUACAUUCAGUCAGUCAUUAUCACAGUGGCCUACCUCUAGCCAUGAUAAUAAAACUGAUCCUCAAACUCAACAAGAUCCUAAAAUUGCACAGCAGCAGCAAUCUUCAUCUGAGAUGGAAAUUAAACACAGUGGCCAACUGCAGAAUGUUUCUUCUCAGGAUGUUAAUCAUCCACCCUUGCCUCAGAAACAAUCUCAAGAUGAAGGUCACCAAGGGCAGACUGUACAAAGUUCCCUCCAAAACCCUCAAAAAACUGGGAUCCAGAAUCCUGGGAAAGAUCCGGUUCUUAAUAAUGAGCCAGUCAAAACACAUAAUCCUAGCAAUGAAUCUCAAUAUAUCAAGUUGCAGCAGAUGAGUAAUCAACAGGCGACAGUCACUGAGCAGCCAAGCAGCCAAAUAAAUCGUAGUAAACAAGUUCCAUUUGGCCUAUUGCUACCUAUCUUGCUUCCACAGCUUCCCAAAGACAGAGCCAUGCAACUCCAAACUUUGUUUGCCAAAUUGAAGAAAGAUGAAAUUCCAAAGGAUAAUUUUGUGAGGCUUAUGAAAAGUAUUGUAGGUGAUCAGAUGCUCAGAAUGGCAUUAGCGAAAGUGCAAUCACAGACAAGAUCCAACCAAGGACCUGUGGGGCAGCAGCACCCUAUCAGGAUGCCUCCAGUUAGUUCAGGGGCAACACAAUUUAAUGACCCCCAUGCAUUAGCACAACUGCAUCAUAGAAGUGUGAACAGUCCUGCAAAUCAAUCUCAUAUUAAUUCUUCAACCGUUCAUUUGAAGACUGAAUCAGUUCAUCCAACUAUGGAGAAUAGUAUGAAAAAAUCUCAGGAAUUGGAUGUUAAAAUAGAACCCCAAGCAGUGCAAUCAAGUCCGUUACCAACUUCCGGUUCCAACUUUGGUAGCCAAGAAUCAGAAAGGUCCUCCAUGCAUAUACAAGGGCUUACUAAGCAGCAGCAGCAACAUCUGCAUUUUUCAUCAGCACAUGGAAAUACUGGUUCUAAUUUUAAUUCUUAUUCUGGGACAAGCAGUAGUCCCACAUCUCUGAAAGCCCCGCCACAUGAUUCCCAUUUGAGGCAAAUUCCUCAUCAAAACAUUGCUCCAAAUCACUUAGGGGGGCCAACACAGGGUAUGAAUCUGAUUGGCAUGACAAAACUUGAUAGACAAAAUUCUAUCAAUGAUCCAAAGAGACUACAGGGAGGAUCUGCUCCUCAUGUUGUAAAUAAUGCAGGAUCACAACAAACAUCCAAUGUUUGGCAACCUUCGAAUGUUAAAAGGGAACCCAGUGAACUGUCUGCUGAGCAGCAACAGAGGCAUCAUUUGUCUAAAUUUCAUGGGCUUUCGGUUGGCACUGCUCAGAUUGAACAGGGAAGUGGAAAUCAAGGAACUUCAAAGGAUGAGUUUUCAAGAGGUCUUCCAGCAUCUGCAAAUGUGCCACCUACAACUACUUCAAGUUUGUUGCAUUCCAAUUCUGCUCCCCCUUCAAUGGUUGCUCAGAUGGAACCAGGUGUCCCGUCAAGCUCUCAGAUUCCCUCAAACCCUUCUGGGAUUAUUGCAAGGGGUCCUCUGAAGAAGCCUACUGUUGGCCAGAAGAAACCACUUGAAGGACUUGGUUCCUCACCUCCUCCUCCAAGUAAGAAACAGAAAGUAUCUGGGGCUUCUCUGGAACAAAGCAUUGAACAGCUUAAUGAUGUUACGGCUGUUAGUGGAGUUGAUCUUAGGGAGGAGGAGGAACAGUUAUUUUCAGGGUCAAAAGAGGACAGUCGAAUUUCAGAAGCAUCUCGAAGAGCUGUGCAAGAAGAAGAAGACAGACUUAUUUUGCAGAAAGCUCCAUUGCAGAGCAAAUUGAUGGAUAUUAUGGUCAAAUGUGGUUUGAAGGGUGUGAGCAAUGAUGUAGAGAAAUGCUUGUCUCUGUGUGUGGAGGAAAGAAUGCGUGGAUUGAUAAGUAGCCUGAUCAGACUUUCAAAACAGCGAGUGGAUUUUGAGAAGACCAGGCACCGGGUUAUUGUCACCUCAGAUGUUCGGCAACAAAUCAUGUCAAUAAAUAAGAAAGCAAGGGAAGAAUGGGAGAAGAAACAGGCAGAAGCAGAGAAGAUUCGUAAACUUAAUGAAGCAGAGAGUAAUCCUGGGGUUGAUGGGGACAAGGAUAAGGAUGAAAGUCGUAAUAAAUCAACAAAGGUAAAUAAAGAAGAGGAUGACAAGAUGAGGACAAAUGCUGCAAAUGUUGCUGCUCGAGCUGCUGUUGGGGGAGAUGACAUGCUGUCAAAAUGGCAACUCAUGGCGGAGCAAGCUCGUCAAAAACGUGAAGGUGUGGCAGAUGGAUCAUCUAGUUCUCAACCUGCUAAGGAUGUGAGUCGCAAGUCUCCAUCUUCAUCUGGAAGAAGUACAAAGGAUAAUCCAGAUGGGGAGAAAAGAGUUUCGGCAUCUUUUGCAACUUCUGGAAUCGCUCAAAAACCUGGGAGAAAUCAGGCCAUUGCACCUCAAACUCGGGUAAUUCGUAGCAUCUCUGUUAAAGAUGUGAUUGCAGCCCUGGAAAGGGAACCGCAGAUGUCCAAGUCACCACUAAUAUAUAGCUUGUAUGAGAGAAUUCAUUCCGAUGACCUGGCUGAAUAAGAUGAAGGUUUUGCAGAUUUUGGCCUUGCUAAUUCAUUGCAUAAUCUAGAAUCGAAGUUCUGCUCCAGUCGGGCUGAUUUUAGCCGUUCGGCUGGCCUGCUGCCAUUGGGUUAGGUCUUCGGCCUCUUGAAGUUAAUAGCAAACCUGACGUGGGAAAUUAAUUCAAUUAAAGUUAAAUUUUUGUAGAAAUGGUGACAAGUUUGCCUAGCUCUCUGUCCAUAUACAUGCCGACUUUGUAGCCAAGUUCGCCAUUUUGAGCUUGAAAUAUUUUGACCAGACAUUGGGUUUGAGCGAUGUUUGA